AUGAAAAAACUACCAGAAAAAUUGCUGGGAUAUACCAAAUACAAGGAAAUCAAGCAUGGUGUAAAACAAUUGGUAUAUGAGUCAUCUAAUGCUGAAGAUUUUGAGAAUAGGUGGGCAAAAUUCAUUGAAAAGUAUGAUCUAGAACUUAAUGAAUGGCUUUACACUCUUUACGAAGAAAGACGUCGAUGGGUUCCUUGUUAUUUGAAAUGUCAUUUCUGGGCAGGCAUGUCCACAACUCAAAGAAGUGAGGGAAUGAAUGCUUUCUUUGAUGGGUUCAUGAACUCUACAACCACACUCCAACAAUUUGUUGCCCAAUAUGACAAUGCCCUUCGUUCUAAGGCGGAGAAAGAGUGCGAAGCAGACUUCGCUUCUACUAAUACUACCCUUCCAUCUGGGUCUCAAUCAUUUAUUGAGAGACAAUUUCAGGAUGAAUACACUCAUGCGAAGUUUGGUGAAGUGCAAAAUGAGCUUAGGUGUAAAAUGAAUUGUAAUAUCAAAAGUGUUGAAGUUCAUGGUUGUAAGGCAAAGUAUAUUGUUAAAGAGGCGUUGAUAUGGAAAGACCAAAGUGCAGACAAAUUUAAUGAAGUUAUAUUUGAUCUUAUGACAAAAGACAUUGAAUGCACUUGUCGGCUUUUUGAGUUUAGAGGAGUUCUUUGCCGCCACAAUUUGAUAGUCCUUGCCUAA
This is a messenger RNA of Vigna unguiculata (cowpea), 684 nucleotides long. RefSeq names its product protein FAR1-RELATED SEQUENCE 5-like. Gene Ontology annotation, molecular function: zinc ion binding. NCBI's taxonomy places the organism in Eukaryota, Viridiplantae, Streptophyta, Magnoliopsida, Fabales, Fabaceae. Gene Ontology annotation, biological process: regulation of DNA-templated transcription. The record is from RefSeq and is a predicted model, not a curated record.